Symbiodinium sp. CCMP2456 is the source of this 1031-nucleotide messenger RNA. The record is from the annotation of a GenBank genome assembly. NCBI's taxonomy places the organism in Eukaryota, Dinophyceae, Suessiales, Symbiodiniaceae.
AUGGUGACGGCGAGCGUCUUGCUGAUGGCGAGGUUGAUGUCGCCAACGCUGAUAGUGGAAAUGUUGUCAAAGGAACCGACACAUGAGGAGAAAGUGAUGCAAGUGGAUCAACUUGUGCAGGAGGGCAAGGAGGCUGAGAAGGCGGAAGAACCUGAGAAGGGAAAACCCGAGCCAGAGGAACAAGAGGAGCCUGAGAAGGGAAAGCCUCCACCGGAAGAGCCUGCGGAAGAGAAGCCCCAGAAAGAGGUGCACGAACAACCCACUGCGCAGGAGAUGCCCCAAAAGGAUCAGCUUCAAAAGGAGGAGGCCCAUCAGGAGGCGCCGCAAGCGGGCAAGGCCGAGACGGAGGAGUCCCAAACAGAGGAGCACCACAAAGUGGACCCUGAAGACGAGCUCCCAGAAACCAAGACGACGGCGACCGCGACUCUUGACGAGGCGGAGGCAGCGGAGGGUUUGAAUCUCGAGGAGGAGCCUGGGCUGACCAAGCCGGCGCCGGCGCCAACUUCCCAGGAAGUGUCCUGCGUCAGGUACAUUAUCAAUGGCUUCCAGACGCCGAUGCUCAACGGCGUCUAUGAACUCAAGCGGGGCAAGUACGUGGGCCAUCGGCAGACGUAUUGGAAGAUGUGCGAUGACCCGACGCAGGAGGUCUUCAUGUUCUUCUACGCUCAAGAGCAGAGGUGGCAGCUGUGCCCACUGUAUGAGGUGGGGAACUACGAGCCGGAACAGAGCAUGUUCAAACAAGCGAAAGAGGGAGAAGGACGAGGUCUGGCCUACAGCACGGCAGAGGAGCGAGUUUGGAGAGAGUUCGUCAAUGGCGCGUGGAUGCUGGCGGAGUUGCAGAUCAGCUUCGACCAGGGCAGUGGCAAAUUCGACGCCGCACUGGAACCGCACCAGAGCGAGGUGCCAGGCACCCCGGGCCUGCCGCCGAUCGGACAGGGCUGGCCAGGGCAGGGAAACAUGCAGGCACCUCAGACGCCAGCUCUGGCUUUCGCGCAGGUGCCGGGUACCCCUGGCAUGCCGCCAAUGCAGCA